AUGAAACUAUCAAUUGCCGUACUGUCAUCGAUCCUUGCUGUCUGCUCAGUUACGAUUGCCAAUCCAGUUUACCCCAGUUCGGCCACAAAUGCUGGAGCUAGCACUUCGACAGCCUCUACAAGCGCGACUUCAGCUGAUGGGCCAAACUAUUCAAGCUCUCCUAGCUCAUACAAUGGAUUUGAAAAACAUUGUCAUUCAUUCAAUCCUGAUGAAAUAGUGUUUAUUGAAAAAGCUGCAACAAUUAAGGCUGAUACCCAAAAAAUCUAUAGAAAGUACAGCAGCAAAAAUGAUGAGCUGGUUGCUCAAAAAAAAGUGGUUGAUGAAAUGAAGCAACAACUCGAGAUUCUGCGUCAAACUUUGGGUCAAGAGUCAGCGAUCACCAAGCUUGAAGCUGAGCUUGUUGUACAAAAUAGCAUUUUUGAUAAAAUUCAAGAUGGAUCGAGUGCACUUUUUGUACGCUAUACGAAGGAGACUAAGAAGGCUAACAAAUCGGCAAGAGUUCCUAGAAAGAAAACCCAAAGAUUAUCCUUGCUUGGAUCAUCAAAAGGUGAUGUAAAACUGGAGACUUUGACUCAAAAUCCCGCAUUUUUCAAAUGCUACGAGUUUUUCCUUGAUCGCUUAUUGCAGUGA
Batrachochytrium dendrobatidis JAM81 is the source of this 630-nucleotide messenger RNA. RefSeq lists its product as uncharacterized. The transcript has a single exon. The record is from RefSeq and is a predicted model, not a curated record. The coding region runs from base 1 to 630 and encodes 209 amino acids. Lineage: Eukaryota; Fungi; Chytridiomycota; Chytridiomycetes; Rhizophydiales.